AUGCAUUUUCAAACUAUCAUCUCGGUGUUCCUCCUUGCCUCCAUUCCUCUUAUCCAGGCUGCCCCUCUUGAUGGGUCUGGGUUUUUUGACGCCCAUAUGGCUGCGCGUUUGACAAUAGAAUAUGAAGAUGGAGGUUCAUUCGAUAUCUACGCGCCCAUUACAGGCAGACCUUUUAAUUUUACUGACUUGACACGUAAGUAUCUCACCCUUCUUACCACACCUUCUUCUUCCAAAGCAAACUAAUAAUAAACUCAGCACCACCCCCCCUUUCAGGUGCAAGGAGGAUUACUUUGACCAACGAUAAAUUACUGGAUAGUGGUAGCGGGUUCCUUGAGACCAGCGGAGAACUCAUCCCCCCCAGCGACUUUAGACUCAGCGAUGCAAAGGGCCCGGCUGGGCUUAAAGUCGAAGCUGGUAAUCAGAAAUUAGUGGGUCGGUUGACUUGUACGGUUUUAACGGAUAUUGUGUCGAGCGUUAUCAAUUCUCAAUUUUGUGGUGACGACUUUGGACAAUGGUCGAUUUCUCUUGUUGGUCGGACGCCGCACGUUUUACUCUCGGUCGAGUAUCAUUUCCAGAUACCUUGUGGUGGUGCCCCCCUUUCAUAAGAUAAGGUGCUUUCACUGGUGCUUGUACAGGUGGUUGUAACCCUCGAGCUCUGAUUGGGAAGAAGAAUAAGAUGUUAGAUGCGGGCGCUGUGGAUUUGGUCUGUGCAGUAGAUACUAGUGGAAAGAGAGCUUUUUUCUUGUAAAGGCUGAAAGGGAAGUUUGAAGGCGGGAUUGGUAUGAAGUGG
Messenger RNA from Hymenoscyphus albidus, 790 nucleotides. Lineage: Eukaryota; Fungi; Ascomycota; Leotiomycetes; Helotiales; Helotiaceae. The record is from the annotation of a GenBank genome assembly.